AUGCUGAACUCGUCCCGUGUGUGGGAGAGUGUGUUCGACAUCGUGCCUUCCUUGGGGGACAAGCUCUUACAGCGGAGGUUGAAUAAACGGAUCAACCACAAUCUAUACAGGCUUCGGCCAGAUUAUGGCCCUUCUAGCCAACACCCGCUGGUCAAUGACGAUAUGCCCAACAGGAUCAUCUGUGGGUCCAUCAAGAUCAAGACAGACAUCAAACGGUUCACCAGCACGGGGGUGGAGUUUGUGGACGGGACAUUUGAGGACAACAUUGAUCUGGUCGUCCUAGCCACUGGUUACUCCUUCGGGUUCCCUUUCAUUGAUAAAGAGGUGAUCGAUGUGAGCGAGAACCACGUGCAGCUGUACAAGUACAUGUAUCCUCCGGAGCUCCAGCAGCAUACCCUGGCCAUCAUCGGUUGUUUUCAGCCGCUAGGGGCCAUCAUGCCGAUCUCGGAGCUACAGUGUAGACUGGCGACUCGGGUGUUGAAGGGGGAGGUGGUGCUACCGUCCAAGGAAGAUAUGUGGAGGGACAUCAGGAGCAAGGAAGCAGCCUUGGCCAGGCGAUACACCAAGUCUCGCAGACAUACGAUCCAGGUGGAUUAUAUCCAGUUUAUGGAUGAACUGGCCCGAAUAGUUGGAUGCUCUGUGGAUUACUUGGAUCUCCUGAAGAAGGACCCAGUUCUGGCAGUAAAGGUCAUCUUUGGUCCGGUCACACCUUACACGUACCGUCUGUGUGGACCUGGUAAGUGGGCGGGCGCUAGAGCUGCCGUCAUGAACCAGUGGCGUCGGAUUGAAGCCCCACUUCAGACCAGAUCUUUACCGUCUGCGAAACCUGGACUCAGAGACAACUUUCUCAAACUGGCAGCACUUCUCCUGGCUGUUUAUAUUUUGUUUGCCUUUUUAUUUAACAUAAUAUUUCAAGUAAUAUAA
This is a messenger RNA of Candidula unifasciata, 924 nucleotides long. Lineage: Eukaryota; Metazoa; Mollusca; Gastropoda; Stylommatophora; Geomitridae. The record is from the annotation of a GenBank genome assembly.